Molecule: messenger RNA, 4302 nt
Organism: Trichogramma pretiosum
Lineage: Eukaryota; Metazoa; Arthropoda; Insecta; Hymenoptera; Trichogrammatidae
Gene: Ance-3
Product: angiotensin-converting enzyme
Exons: 13
Coding region: 344-2905 (853 amino acids)
Biological process (GO): proteolysis
Cellular component (GO): plasma membrane
Molecular function (GO): peptidyl-dipeptidase activity; metallopeptidase activity
Source: RefSeq, a predicted model, not a curated record
CCUACGUAUAUACAAGCGUCGUUAGCUCGCGCAGGGAUAUAUAUCCUCCCGUACGAAGCCGCGAAGCUUUUAGUUUUACAACUAUCCUUGCCGCGUACGCAAGCCGCAGCAAAGCGGACAGCAGCCCAUAUAGUAGCGACGAUUACGUUGAGAGAUAACGCGUGUGUGGUACCCCAUGUGCGUCGAUGUGCUGCAGCAGAUCUUUCGCGGAUGAGAGUGCGCGCGAGGCGUCUUGACGAUCGAGUGCAGUGCGAUUGAGUAUCGAUUCGGAGGUGUGUGUGCGCGCAACUUGGAGAAAACGGACAAGCUUCGCUCGGACGGAAGGAAGAAAGCUGCAUACAAGAUGCUGCGGUGGCCGAUCGGCGUCGUCCCUCGUCGCUGGAUCACCUUGCACUUUUGGACGGCAUCAGUACUCGUUAUUUUGUUUUGCAUCCAUCAUUCGUCCGGUCAAUUAGAUCUUCCCCCUUUAAGGGACGACGAUAAUCGAUUUGACCCACGUAACCCUCAAUUCCAAGGCGAUCGCCAAAACGAGGACGAUCGUCGUUUUCAAGAUGAGCAGCGCUACAGAUACGCUGAUGGUCAGCGGUAUCCACAGGACCUUCCUUACAAUCCCCGGGGAAACCAGGGCGGUGUCACUAGACGUCCACUCGACGACAAUCCUUACGAUCCACGAGUGAAUCAAGGUGGUGGCGUCACCAGACGUCCACUCGACGACAACCCUUACGAUCCACGAGUGAAUCAAGGUGGUGGCGUUACUAGACGUCCUCUCGAUGACAAUCCUUACGAUCCUCGGGUAAAUCAAGGCAGUGUAACCAGACGCCCCGUCGACGACAAUCCCUUCGAUCCACGAAACAACGGCGAGGGCAGAUUGGCGACGCCGCGUCCAGACGACAUCCCCUACGAGGACGAUCGAUACGCUCAAAAUUAUCCAGACAAUCGGGGCCGAGGGCCUCCUCCGACGUCGCCGCGUCGGCCGGAGAUCGAUCUGAGAAAUUUGCUGGCCGGCCUGGACUUUUUGGGCGCCGAGCGAUGCAGCGCCAACGUGGCUGCCCAGUGGAACUACGAGACGAACGUCAACGAGGUCACCCAGCUCCAGGCCCUGCAAGCUCAGAGGCUGUUCGCCGAUUUUCAAUUCCAAGCCUGGCUGCAGAUCAGUCAAAUCGAUCCGACCCUCGUGAGAGACCCGAUUAUUCGGAGAAGACUGAGGUACUUGUCGGCCGUUGGACCAGCGGCCUUGCCACCCGAUCAAUUGGACAGGUACAAUCGAAUCAUCAACGACAUGCUGACGAUUUACAACAGCGCAACCAUUUGCGCCUACAAAGAUCCUCUUCGCUGCGGUUUACGAUUGUUCCCAGAAAUAUCAACGAUCAUGGCCCGCAGCCGCGAUUGGGACGAGUUGCAGUGGGUCUGGACGGAGUGGCGUCGACGCAGCGGCACGCAAAUGAAGGAGCUUUAUCACCAGUUGGUCGAAUUAAACAACGAGGCAGCUCGAUUGAACAACUUCACUGACGCCGCCGACUAUUGGCAAUUUCCCUACGAAUCGGCCAAUUUCGAACGAGAAAUAGACGAAGUUUGGGAGGGAAUCAAGCCACUUUACGAGGAGCUUCAUUCUUAUGUGAGAAAGAGGCUCAGGGAUCUUUACGGGCCCGAAAAAAUCAGUGGUCAUGCUCCGUUACCAUCGCAUCUACUCGGUAAUAUAUGGGGUCAGUCUUGGUCAAACAUCAUUGACGCAACCCUGCCGUAUCCAGGAAAAAAUUAUUUAGAUGCUACAGCGGAAAUGCAAGCUCAGGGCUACCUUCCAAUAGAUAUGUUCAAAGUUGGAGAGGACUUUUUCCUCUCGCUAAAUUUAAGCGCACUUCCACCAGAAUUUUGGGGCGGAAGCUUCCUCGAAGAUCCUGGCGAUCGUCCACUCAUCUGCCAAGCCUCCGCUUGGGACUUUUGUAAUAGAAUUGAUUAUAGGAUAAAAAUGUGUACGAAAGUGACGAUGAAAGAUCUGAUAACGGUGCAUCACGAGAUGGCCCAUAUCCAAUACUUUUUGCGCUACAGUCAUUUACCGCGUGAAUUCCGAGAUGGUGCCAAUCCAGGUUUCCACGAAGCCGUUGGCGAGGCCAUCGCUUUGAGCGUGUCGACGCCCAAGCACCUACAGACUCUCGGCCUGGCCGACAAGUACAUCGACGAGCGAUCGGCCGAAAUCAAUUAUCUAUUCUCCUUGGCGAUGGAAAAAUUAGUCAUUCUACCCUACAGCAUUGCCCUGGACAAAUGGCGAUGGGACAUUUUCCGUGGUACCAUCAGCAGAGAGGAGUACAAUUGCCACUGGCACAGGCUCAAAGAGAUGUACUCGGGAAUCAAGCCACCGAUACUUCGCUCCGAGGAUGACUUCGAUCCUGGCUCCAAGUAUCAUAUUCCAGCCAAUAUACCGUACAUCAGGAACUUCGUGGCUGGUGUGCUGCAGUUCCAGCUUUAUCGAGCACUGUGUCAAGCCGCCGGUCAGAGGUCGUUCGACGACCCGAAAAAGCCGCUGCACAAGUGCGACUUUUACCGCAAUCCCGAGGCUGGCCGUAUAUUAGGACGCCUCAUGGAAAAAGGUGCUUCGGUACCUUGGCAGGACGUUUUGAUGGAAGCUACGGGUGAAAAUCGUCUGGAUCCCUCGGCUAUUCGAGAAUACUUCAGGCCGCUCGAAGACUGGCUGCGAGUGGAAAAUCUCCGCUCUAACGAACUCAUCGGAUGGACUUACGACGGAGACUACUGCAAGCGCAGCAUCCAGACGGCCGGCCUGCAGGUCUACGGCAACGGUUUCUACUUCGGCUACAACGGCGCGGCCAGCGAUGCCCGGCCCAGGCUCACGACUUUACUGCUGCUGGCCACCCUGAGCAGUCUAUUGCUGCCACUCUUAUCUAGCUUUUAAGUCGAGUCUCGACAUAUACGUAUAAUGUAGGAGUCCCCGAUUGUCUGUAUUGCCGCACGUACGUCCACUCGAUUCACGCGGCGUGUUCCCUUCGAUAUGUCUGUGUGUAUGCAUGUGUAUGUUAUAAUGUUUCAGCCGACGCGUAAAUCGAGUAAUGCGGCCCGGGAUCUCUGCACUUGUGCAAUACGCGUCGCGUUCCUGUGUACAACAAUGACACGAGCUCUCGAGACUCGAGCUUUCGUGGGCACUCGCUCCUGCUGCGGGAGAACGACGGCUAUAAGCGUGCGUGUGUGUAUAGCAGGCUAUUAUGCGUGUCACAUGAGCGCAUAUACAACGCCGCAAAUAUGAUACUUUCACCGACGACAGCGACGACGACUUACUGCCUUACUGCAAAAAUCAAAGCUAUGUACGCAUACAUCGGGAUCCGGAAACUCUCGUUGACCAAAGAGUCGCGAGUCCGCUGAGAAUGACGAAUGCCGCCGCACAUGACUUCGUUAUAUAGCCCAUCGUCGAUUUCGGUGCGCUGAUCGCCCGAGCAAAAUAAGCCCCCGGGGAGGAUGCGAUGCGCGAACGGCAAAUUUGGCCCAUUAAGAGCGAGGUAUUUCGCCCGAUCGAUUAGUGCUCUCUUCGUCGGCGGUCGCGACUCGCGAUCGUGCAUCGGCCGGAUUCCUUUUUGCGCAACCGAUCCGCCAUCGUAGCUUUUUUGCCUCGCCGCACGCGAAAAUUACCACCACAGCAGCAGCAGCAGCAGCAUCGAAAGGUGAAAAAAACAUUAAGUUAUUUACGAUUUUUCGUUCGUCGUCGUCGUGCCCGAGUGUGCCGAUUUUUGCGCAAUAAUAAUGAGUGCGUGCGAUCGCUUAUACAUGUAGAUGAUAAUAUACGUGACAAGCGCGAAUUCGCUGAAACGCAGCGCACGGGUGUUAAAAGUCUUGCUCUAGGGAGGAACUUGCAACAUUUAUAUGAAAACUUUUGCACGCACACGUGACGACGACGCGUAUGUGUACGCCGCGAGCCGAGUCGCUUUCGUUUCCUUAUAGACGCGCCGCUGACAUAAUCUUCUCUCUCUCACGAUCGUUUUUAUUUUCUCUCGAGCAUGUGAGCGGCUUUUAUAACGCACGCUCCGAUAUCGAGCGAAUAUAUUAUAUGCCAGUUUUUCACCAUAUAAAAACGGUACGAACAUGAAUGCGAUCACUUUGUAAUUAUAUACUUUUAAAUAAAUAUUAUACAUUUAUUCUAAUUAGUGUAAAUUAAACUUUAUAGACAAAAUAACAUUACCUUGUAAAUACGUUAUAGUAAUUACGAUUAGCUUUUAUUUAUACGACAUCGAAAAAAAAAAUGAGUAAAACAAGUAUGCAAGUAUUACAUGUACUCAUCUCUAUUGUAACUGUAAGGAUCGA